CGGGAGGAUGAGACACGCCACCAAGUGGGCGGAGACAUGAUCAUUCUUGCAAAACAACGAUUUCGCUUUCCCCGAGUUGCCACGGGAGCGAGCGGUUGGGCCAACAAACCAACGGAGAGAACCCAAUCGACACAUAUCGCCGAACUUGCUCGACGAGGUGCUUCCUUCCAAGGAACGCGCUUUCCGAAACCAGUUCCCUUUCACAAUACGAACACUGCAAGAUCGGCCACAACCUCGACCAAGCAUGCGAAGCCACCCGACCAUGGUUGCCCUUGAUGCGCAAAACGCCGAUCCGAAGGGAGCCGAUGAGCUGGUGGCCGCGGCAGAACGGAACGCUCUCCACGCCGUGCCAGGGACCGCGAAGCGUCCCGGUGGCACGAGCAGCCGCCGCGACGAACAGUCCGCUGCCGGUACCAGCGGUGCUUCCCAGAACGACAGCGGCGGCGAUGCCCCGAGCCCGGUGAGCGGUUGUUCCGACGACGGCGAAGCGGGUCUUGUUCUCGCCUUUUCCUCUCUGGUGGAAGGAUCCGAUUUCGGCGCUGGCGACGGGGACGAUGCGAGAGACGAUGGCACGCACCCGAGGAAGACCAGCGGCAAAGCCGAGCUUCACAGCCACCAGAAUGCCGAUGGAUUCAAACGACAGAGGCUUCCGAUGAUUAGCUCGAACGAAACUACCCCGAUCCCGACCGGUACCCCGAGCGCCAAGAAAAUUCUGCCCCCAAGGAGAGACGGCAUUAGGUAUGCACAGCUGUUCUUUGACCCGGAAACGAAAACACUCGUGACCUUGAUGGAAGUGGCCAGCAACUCGGUUCCCUGUGCUUGCGGUACCCACGAUGCGAGGAGCCACCACUGGUACAUGCGGCAACAGAAGGGCUACCGUCGGAGGGGCACACCGCUCCACCGAUCCUCGUUGUUGCCGCCAAAGGAUUGCGGCGGUGGCUCUGCCGCAACACGAGGCCGAAUCCAGAACGACGGAGACGAGGCACGGAUCAGUCACCCCCCGUGCCCGGACACGACACUCCCAACCGAAUGCUCGUCCAUGUCCUCGGAGGCGAGCGACAUCGACGAGGAGGACCGGGGGUUCCGGGGUUGGGGGCCCGGCCGCGUCCUUUCGCGCGCGGUUGAGCCAACCCGGUAUCCGGGCGAGCCCAUCGUGUUUUCGAACGACGAACGCACGGACCGAGAACUUUCCUGGUCCGAAGAACCAGAGAUCGAUCUGUACCUGCUGCGGGAUUGCGACGAUGCCUGGGACUACGGUGCCACCAGGGAUUCUCGUUGCACCGAUUCGCUGAAGAAGCUCCUUUCGGCCUCCCGGUCGUGCAUCUCGCUUCCGCAAAUCGGAGAAUCCAGGUGGAGGGCAUCGGCCGGCAGCAACGGUGCCGAAUGUUUCCACAACAGCAACCACCACAAGACCGAAGGAGAACGGCCGUUCUAUUUGGCACUGAACGAAUAGACCUUUACAGAUCGUUUUUGCAUCGGAUCACGACCGUGGAAAAAGCCAGCGCAGAAAAAUACAAUAGUCCGGCACCUAAGAUGAUAGAUUGCGCGAGUCUUGCAAUAAUGUGCUGUAUUGUAUUCUGUAGUUUCGUUAGGUCUAGGUUUGAAAGGGUGUGGGCAAAGCUUCGCUCGGCACGAAUCACGAUUGGGCUCCGUCCACCCAGGAAGGGGGAACAAACGAGUCGUGAAUGAUUUCGCGGUGGCACGACCACACCAUCUGAAUGGCUUCGGGCGACCCGAUGCCGCAUCCUCUCGGGUCUCCCGCGGGUCCGAACCAAUGGUUCUGUGGUGCUCCCUGAAAAAGAAACAAAUGCAAAGGAUCGAUCGUGAGCGAAGCGGGGUUGGGGACGGGCACGCGUUGCACGCGAGAGAGGCGGUUCCCCUUGCGUAGGUGCGCAGACGCCCGGUCCGUGAGAAGACGGCCGCGUCCAAACUCCUCGGAGACCUACCGUAGUCCUGGCGCGUCGACCCGCGUACGUGGUACCGUUUACGGUGUGAGCCAAGACCUUGGACUGGAAGGCGGGAUCGUUCGAAACGCAAGCUGCCGUCAAGUGGUGGCUCAUCCGCUCGAGUGCUUCCAGCACAUCGUCCAGGGUAUCGUCGUUGUAGUACGUAAUGACCUGGAAGGGAGCAAAGAUCUCGCUGGCGCAAUUGUCGAAAUUUUCUUCCUUGAUCAUUUCCUCGAGGGGAACAAAGACGGCAGUGGGUUCUACCGCGCCGUAUAUUUCGGGAAUCCGAUGGCCCUCGAGCUCGGCACCUCCCCACAAUACCUUCGCACCGGGAAUACUCGCCAGUGUUUUGGUAUGGUUCAGAAUUUGGUCCGUGGUAACGGUCAGAACAGGGCCUAUCGUAAAGUCGUUGAGUUUGCGGUUCGCUGCCCUGGCACGCAUCUUGUUCAACAGGCCCGUUUCCUUCCAGUUUUCGUGAACGAAACAGAUCGACUGAGCCGAGCACUUUUGUCCGAUGGAUGCAUAGGCAUCCUGGUCGCACUGCCAAGCCACGUAAUCUACGUCGCCCACGUCGGGUCCAAGGAUCUUCCAAUCGAACCCGGCAUCCUCUAUUUUUACCUUGCCGUUGGUAGCCUUCAGCAAGAUGUCUGCCACACGGGAGCUUCCGGUAAAUUGUGUCAAGCGCACCGGUGUCUCUACGAUAAGCUCUUGUGCCACGAUACCCCUGCCAUUUAAAAAAUCGACGUCGCUGGAAUCCAUCCCGCAAUCAAUCAAAAGCCGAAGAAACUGUUCCAUGACAAAGGAAACCUGCUCGGAUGGUUUCAACACCGGUUUGUUCCCCAUGAAUAGAGACCCCAUGAGCUG
This is a messenger RNA of Pseudo-nitzschia multistriata, 2810 nucleotides long. NCBI's taxonomy places the organism in Eukaryota, Bacillariophyta, Bacillariophyceae, Bacillariales, Bacillariaceae. The record is from the annotation of a GenBank genome assembly.